UGGCCUGUUCUGUCCCAUCCCACGCCUCGUGCUCUCUGCUCGCACCCUGAGCCCCCUGCCCAUCUUUGUCCAUAGAUGCUGACUGACCGGUGGGACAUUUACAAUGUCCAUUAAAGACGCGCCUGCUGGUGGAAGCACAGGAAACGAGCACCUGCAGCAGCUUUCCAACCCCUUCUCCUGCAUUCUACGAAGCUGGAAAAGGCAGACACAGAACUCCAAGACUACCAGAGCAGUCUUAUCAUGAUUGAGAGUGAUCGAGAACUGUCAGCCAUGGUGCAGGAACUGUGGGACAAUGACAUUAACAGACUCACACCUGGAAAAGACUACAGGAUCUCCCUGCAGGGCAAAGCUGGAGACAGCAUGGGCACAUCUGACAUCGAUCGAGCAGGAUCUCCUCUGUUUACAUUUGUCAAUGAGAAUAUUUUCAAAAAGGAAACAUUUCUUGCCUUUAUCUCCCUUCUGGAUAACUAUGAGAGUGACACUGGUGUGCCUGAAAUCGUUACUCCUGAGGAGGAAGCAGAGAACCACAAGUUCCUGGACUCCAUUGUUCAGACUCAAACGAUGAAGAUAGCCCACAAAUACCUGGUGGAGAAGAAACUUUCUCCUGAAAAUGAGACAGAAUUCAAAGAGCAGCUGUACAGGAUCUGGUUUGAGCUUUAUGCCAGGAGAGGAUCCAGCAGACCAGACUCUUCAGGAUUUGAACACGUGUUUGUCGGAGAAACACGAGGGGGGCGAACGGUCAUUGGUUUUCACAACUGGAUCCAGCUGUACUUACAGGAAAAGCUCGGACACAUUGAUUAUAAAGGCUACAGUGUCAAUGCGAACUCCCCCCAGCCAGAUGAGAACAAACACAUCCUGGGGCUUCAGUUUAGCUGGAAGAAUGGUAUAAAGCCAAAGGGAAGCAUCUUUAUUGGAGUCAGUCCUGAGUUCGAGUUCGCCCUCUACACUCUCUGUUUCCUCACUUCCCCCAAUGAGCGUGUCAAAGUCCAGUUCAGUCUUUAUGACGUGGAGAUUGUUUGCCACCAUUACAAUCAAAAACACAUAGGCACAACCUUCCCUAUGCUAAUUAAGUACUUGAACCCCAAGUAACCUGAUUAAACUUGAUAUUUUAGCCCUGCAGAGGUGCCACAGGUGUUGUUGUUGUCUUUUCAUUUUACAUAAAGAAACAAUAAAAACCUCUUAAAACCCA
Molecule: messenger RNA, 1189 nt
Organism: Oryzias latipes (Japanese medaka)
Lineage: Eukaryota; Metazoa; Chordata; Actinopteri; Beloniformes; Adrianichthyidae
Gene: endou2
Product: endonuclease, polyU-specific 2
Molecular function (GO): RNA endonuclease activity
Source: RefSeq, a predicted model, not a curated record